This is a messenger RNA of Cololabis saira (Pacific saury), 3762 nucleotides long. It is a transcript of the gene pde6d, whose product is annotated as phosphodiesterase 6D, cGMP-specific, rod, delta. Gene Ontology annotation, biological process: sensory perception of light stimulus. Gene Ontology annotation, cellular component: cytoplasm. The coding region runs from base 207 to 659 and encodes 150 amino acids. Lineage: Eukaryota; Metazoa; Chordata; Actinopteri; Beloniformes; Belonidae. The transcript has 5 exons. The record is from RefSeq and is a predicted model, not a curated record.
UAUAUUUAGCUGAUUGCAUUAUUGGAAUCGGAUUUAUCUUUGUAGUCCAAGUGAACGGGCUCAGUUUCUCCACGAUUGCGCCUUUCCAGCUGAUUUUUCUAACUGAGUGUUUGUCCGCCGCUCAGCGAAGCUGAAGCCGAGCGCAGUUUCGUUGUUGCAGAAAGUUCUGGAUCAUCGGUGAGAAACAAAAACAGACGAUUCCUGAAAUGUCUUCAGGCGAAGGCAGGGCCAAGGCGAUUCUGAAGGGCUUUAAACUAAACUGGAUGAACCUCCGGGAUGCUGAGACGGGUAAAGUUCUGUGGCAGGGGACGGAGGACCUCUCUGUACCCGGAGUAGAGCAUGAAGCUCGUGUCCCAAAGAAGAUCCUGAAGUGUAAAGCUGUGUCCAGAGAGCUGAACUUCUCGUCCUCCGAGAAACUGGAGAAGUUCAGGCUGGAGCAGAAAGUUUUCUUCAAAGGACAGUGUCUAGAAGAGUGGUUCUUCGAGUUCGGCUUCGUCAUCCCCAACUCCACCAACACGUGGCAGUCCCUGAUAGAAGCAGCUCCGGAGUCCCAGAUGAUGCCGGCCAACGUUCUGACCGGUAACGUGAUCAUUGAAACUAAGUUCUACGACGAAGAGCUCCACGUAAGUACUUCCAGAGUACGGCUUUUCUACGUCUGACCUCGGACCCCUGACCUCCGACUCCACCUUCCAAAAGAUGCUGACAUCCUGCCAAGGUCUCCAAACUACCAGUUAGCUAAUGUUUGCAGCAGUCCACAGCUUGUACCUGGGGUGGGAUCAGCACGUCUGCUGCCACAGUGAGUCACCUGAGCUUUGUGUUGCGGUUGUUCCCUUGUUUUGUGUCGACCUGGAAACUUCUUCUGAACUUUGGGAGACGAGGAUGAGGAGGAGAGAAUUGAGACUGUCCCCUGUAACCACACGACCACCGGACCCACUGAAGCAGCACGAUCUGUGCUUUUUCUUUUUCUUUUUCUUUUUUUAAUUCUUCCCAUCGUUGAAUUCGACCUACGGUCACUCAGGAACAAAAACGCCCGACUUGUAGGCUCAUAUUGGAUUUUCUUUGUCUGAGACCUGGUUUCUGCACAUGUCACAUGUUUAAUAAAGUGUUGGUAGUGUUGAGGUCAGAAAAGGUCGGCGUCGGAGCUGCAAACUGUGCAGUUCCCCCUUCAGAUGUUUGAAUCGGCAGGUGAGUCCAGAUGUGGAAAAGGUUCAGAAGGCAGAACGACUUUCCAAAUACGUCCAGACGUUCCAGGUUGUGCAGCGGCGACGGAGUACCAGGGCCAUCUGGAGGGAGAAACACAGCUGAGAGGACCGGAACGCAGUCAUUUUAUGAGAAUAAAUUCCCACAUAUAAGAACAUAUGUAACACAAAUCAAACACUUUCAGAGCCAAACAUCUGAACAAGUGCUUUAUAUUAAAUUCAUAUGAAAAAUGUGACGUUAAUGCAACAAAAGAUGAAAACUGUCUUCAUCUGCCAAUCCCUCACGGUCUACGCUGUUCUGAGAAAGUUGACUUUAUUCCUGGAAUAUAUAGAAUGUUUCAAAGUUUUCUCCAUAAAAGUAUAUUGCUCAAAAUAUUUCAACUCUUGGGAAAUAGUAGCUUUAUUCUUGUAAAAUGUAGGAUCUUUUUUUUGUAAAACUAGCUUUUUCUUAUCAAAUUAUCUUUAUUCUUGUAAUUAAGGCUUUGGUUGAAUAAUUAUUUGUCAUGAAAUUACAACUUUCUUCUGAUAUGACAGAAACAUAUUCCUCAUAACAUUAUGAAUUAUUUUCCUGUAAAAUUACAAACUUUUUCUCACAUUCCACGUAAUAAGAUUGUGUUUUCUUGUAAAAAAAAUACAACCUCAUUCUCAAAAUGUUGGAGCUUCUUUCAUAAAAUCACAGCUUUUUCUGGUUAAAUUCCAACCUUUUCUAAUAUUCUGGACCUCUUCACAAACUAGUUUCUAAAAAAAAAAAGAUCUACUGCACAUUUCAUAUUAUAACUUCUAUUUUUUCUCGUAAAAUGACUACUUUGUUUCCAUGGAUACUAUUCUGACAUCGUAGUGUUUUGCUCCCGUCACGCUGGCCCUGGAACUCUGUCCCACUUUGCUGUCGGAUGUUUCCAGAAAUACAUCAUCCAUCUGUCCUGCUGGGGGCGGAGCCUCUCCCAGCCAAUCCCAGCCCUCCUCAGGUGAGAGGCGGGGCUUACCUGGUGAGGUCACAGAUCAUGUCGUCCUGGAGAAAUAUCACUGUCAUGUUCCAAAAGGGCCUUUUUUUACUCCGCUGAGCAGCAGAAUCAACCGGUGCAACGCUUCCUAGUUUCCCCACCGCUGUUAUUGUUUUUGUAAAAUAAGAAUAUUCAGGCAGUCGCGAGAGAAACAUAGGUUAACCAGAUGUGUGCAGACGAGCAUCACCCUUGAAUUUGUACCUGUGAGUUGAGGAAGACGGAUCUGGACGCACUGUUGACGGUGGUCUCUGUGAGGCCGAUACUGGAACCACUGGAGCAUCUUGUUUCCCAGCAGCCUCGGGAACGCCGCGCACCGCAGACACUUCUCUGCACACUUCCUGUACUGAACUGUAGAGUAACAAAACACGCAGAAGCAUAAUCACAUUAGAUCACCAGCAAAUAAAACCAGUUGUAAUCUCACUUAUUUAUGCUCCUUUACGUGUUCAUCAGUACGGAAGAGUAUUAGGGCCAGGCAGGAGAAAAAUACAAAUAAUAUUUUAGAGGAAGAAUUUUUUUUUUUCAUUAUGCACUUUGGGAAAAAAGUCAUAAUGUUAGUAAAUUAGUUAGUUAGUUAGUUACGGCUGCUGCUGCAGAGCUGUCAGUCGCUCUCCUAACUGGAUUAGAUGGACCAGAGGAGACAUUUACACUUUAUUCACCAAAUUGUAUUUCAACUUUAUUCUCGAAAUUUUGACUUUAUUCACCAAAUUUUGACUUUAUUCUUGAAAUUGUAUUUCAACACUGCAAAAACUCAAAAUCUUACCACGAAUAUUUGUUUUUUUCUAGUUAAAAUGUCUCAUUUUUAGUCAAAAAAAUCGCAUUACACUUAAAACGAGUCAUUACCAGAAAAAUAACUUGUUAUUUGACAAUUUUCACCUGUUUCAGGUACAUUUUCAGUUGAAAUUAGUAGAAAAAUCUGCCAGUGGGACUAGAUUUAUCUUCUCAUUACAAGCAAAAAAAUCUAGUUAUUUUAAGUGAAAAUCUACUUGAAACAGGUGAAAAUUGUUUUCCAGUGAUUGUUUUAAGUGUAAUGAGAUUUUUUUUUACCAAAAAUGAGACAUUUUAACUACAAAUAAGACAAAUAUUCUUAUUAAGAUUCUGAGUUUUUGCAGUGAACAUUAAUCUCGAAAUUUCAACAUUUUUCUUGAAAUUGUAUUUCAACAUUAAUCUCGACAUUUCGACUUUUUUCUCAACAUUUUGACUUUUUUCUCGAAGUGUACAAUAAAAACAAAUCUUCCCCUCUCAAAUAUGUUUCCCCUGCAUGGCCCUAAUGCUCUUCCGUACAUCAGAGAUGGGUUUUCCUGGAAACUCUCACCUUUGGAGUGUCGGUGUGCAGGUAGAACCGUGCGUUGUUUUGCACCUGGUUCUGGUUCAUCUCAGUGGACGGCUGUUUGAGCUCCGUACUGCAGCUUUGCUCUGAACAUCCUCGCUAGAUUUUGACUUCUCAUCCACUUCACUCUGUUCAUGUCAUUUGUUUUUCUUAGCCGCUAACUGAACUGUGUAAAAUAGAGAUGUGUUUUAAUAUGACAGGAGUUGUGAAUUAAAGUCAUACAAUGUUGUAAUAA